AACACCCUUUGCAAAGUGAAAUUAUUAGAAAAAUAAAAUUGUUUUCAGCUAAAGAGCUUGGUGCAAGUGGCCCUAAGCCAAUCAUAAAAGAAUUUUACAACAGUUCUACCGCUACACUCUCCGCUGAACGCAGCCAUUGACGACGUAUAUAUUAUACGUCAGCUGUUUUUCCUCAUUUGAUUCGUGAUUCAGCAUUUUGAUUAUUUAAUUCACGUAAGCCGUAAAUUAUCGCGCAGUUUGUCGUCAAUUGUUCAGAAGUUCGGGAUUAGAGGAUUUGCUCGAGCAGACAGGAAUAUAUUCACGAUGUCGAUAACUAAGGCAGUCUGUGUCCUUCAAGGAGAACCUGUUAAGGGAACCUUGUAUUUUGAACAAACGGCAAAUGUGAAUACAGUAAAAGUGACUGGACAGAUUUCUGGUUUGCAACCAGGUCUGCAUGGAUUUCAUGUUCAUGAAUUUGGCGACAACACUAAUGGUUGCACAAGUGCAGGAGCUCAUUUCAAUCCAUUAGGAAAGGAUCAUGGUGGCCCAGAUCAUGUUGAACGUCAUAUUGGAGAUUUAGGAAAUGUGAGAGCUGGUCCUGAUGGCAUCGCAAAUGUUGAACUUACCGACUCAAAGAUUCAACUCUGUGGAAACCAUAGUAUCAUUGGACGAACUCUUGUGGUCCAUGCUGAUCCUGAUGAUUUAGGACAGGGUGGUCACGAGUUGUCAAAAACAACUGGUAAUGCUGGCGCUCGUCUUGCUUGUGGUAUUAUUGGCAUCACAAAAUAAGCAUUUGGUGAUAUGUAUACAUUACACAUGGUACAACAAGUUAAUAAAUAUGGUUUAUGUUAGGGAUAUGUAUACUAUUUUCUUAUCAUUUGGUUUUCAGCAUAAAGUUAUCAUGCAAAUGUUUUUUCAAUAUUAUGUAAUAAUAAAGUAUUGAUUUUUCCUAAAUAUAA
Molecule: messenger RNA, 938 nt
Organism: Monomorium pharaonis (pharaoh ant)
Lineage: Eukaryota; Metazoa; Arthropoda; Insecta; Hymenoptera; Formicidae
Gene: Sod1
Product: superoxide dismutase [Cu-Zn] 2
Exons: 4
Coding region: 304-768 (154 amino acids)
Biological process (GO): removal of superoxide radicals
Molecular function (GO): superoxide dismutase activity; copper ion binding
Source: RefSeq, a predicted model, not a curated record